CUUUUGCCCGUCUUUGCCCAACCCGUCCUUAAGUGUUCUGCUUUGUUGGUUAUUGUAUACAAGAUCAAUCUUCUUCAGGUGCCUCAAGAAUAUCAUCGGUCGAUCGAAGACAAAUAUUCACCGAUUUGUGAAGCCAUGCCUGCACAGUCAGUGUGCCACAACUGUAGCAACGCUGUAUUCUAAAGCCAAGGAUGGAAUACUUCGAGGAUCGAAAGGUCGCCUGAUGUUCGCGCUGUGGUGUGUCACGUGGCGCGAAAUCUUUUGGAUUUUGGCUUCCGGCAUUGCCUACUACUGCACGCUGAUCUCCCGUGCCUUGGUGCUUGAGACUUUGAUUGCAGGAACAUCAAGCAUGUCGUGCAUGAUAGUGCUCUUCGCAUCGGCCUGUGUUGCUGAAGGUUCUUUCACCUGCUACACAAACCACCUGGGCCUGCGCUUUUCGGAGCAUGUGCAGGUGCUCACCCAGGGCGCAAUUUUUCGAAGGGUACUGAACUACUCGCCUACAGCACGUGCUUCAACAUCUCCUGGAUAUAUUACCUCAGUGAUGGGCGUCGACUGCACCCUUAUUUCCUUCAACGCUCAGCAGAUGCUUGCGCCACUGCCCGGACUUGUGAGCAUGCCUAUUAUCAUAUACAUGCUCACAGCCCGUAUAGGCGUUGGCCCUGGACUUUGCUGUGGAGCUGUACUCAUUGCGGCGCUUGCGGGCUUCUGGGUCUUUGUCGCUGCCUACUACAAAUUCCAAGGCGAGGGUGCUGUGAACGUAGUCUGGGAGGACGACAUCACUGCAGGAGUGGACCACACCGAAUCGCUGGGACUGGGUUGGGAGCUGCGCACGAAGGAUAGUUAG
Rhipicephalus microplus (southern cattle tick) is the source of this 844-nucleotide messenger RNA. Its product is annotated as ATP-binding cassette sub-family C member 2. Gene Ontology annotation, molecular function: ABC-type transporter activity; ATP binding; ATP hydrolysis activity. Gene Ontology annotation, cellular component: membrane. NCBI's taxonomy places the organism in Eukaryota, Metazoa, Arthropoda, Arachnida, Ixodida, Ixodidae. The record is from RefSeq and is a predicted model, not a curated record. Gene Ontology annotation, biological process: transmembrane transport.